AUGUAUGAAGCACGUCAUGAAGGUCAUGAAGAGGCAGCUGCCACCACUUCGGCUCCCUCUGACACCGCAUCGGCAGCGUCCACGACGCCUGCUGCUGUGCAGCCUAUGCCAAUGCACGACGCGGCCGCCUCGGCGGGGCAUAUGCAUGGUCACGAGGAUAUGUUUACUUACGAUACUAUCUCCCCCGAUACGGUGCCGCGUUUCUGCAAAGUUGCGACGGCGGCGGAAAAAGUCGGUCAUGAUGAGUUGGCCGAAUGCAUUGCCAUGGACGAAGUGGAUGCCUUGAUGGGUGCUGAUCAGGCUGGCUGGGCCUUGCGUCCCAGUCCUCCGAUUAGUAUGGCCAAUGUUCACGCCCAUGCACAUGGCUCCGAGGCACCGAUGUUGACGCUCAAUGAGACGCGUCUAUUCCUGCGCAAAGGCGCUGUGCCGAUGAGCUACGUGGAGUGGGACUUUGGCAGUGGUAUGGGCCGCAUGUCAGAGCUUCGCCGCUUUGUCAGUGACGAUGCGGUGCAGGUGCAAACGACCUGGCCUGACCGUCCUGUGAUUGGCCGCUCUGGUGGAUAUUGGCGUACGUUGGGCGACCUUGAUUACCCUGUCGCUUGGAACUCGCUGCGUGAAGAUCUCAAGUACCGUAUUGGCGAUGGGAAGAACGAGCCAACACGUCAGCGUGGUCUAGCGGCUUUGACGACUUUCCUGUUCAUUAUGGCUUGCUUUGUGAUCCUGCCGCUCCUCUUGUGCCUGCAGUCGGCGCAGUCCUCACUGGUCCCUCUCAUGUCGCUGCUAUACCUUGCUGUGCUCACGUCCUCGGUGCUCUUUGGCCGUCUGUACUUUGCUCUGAGCCCUGCGCUGUAUCCGCCCAGCGCGUUGCCGGGCUUGGUGCGUACUGUGCUGUUCCUAUCGUAUGCGUGCUUUGGCUACCCUGCCAUGCAGCUGCUGUUCUUGAUUGUGCCGCUCGUGCGUGGCCGUCUCCGCUCUUGGUCCGACGUGCAGAACCUGAUGCGCGUGAUUACGCGGGGCCCAACGCCCAUGCUGCAAGAGUCGGUUCCGAUGACGCCGACGCCCGCUACGUCGUCUGGCUCGCCGUCGAAUCAGGAUAAUUCGGUGAUGUUCGAUCACGAAGAAGAGAAUGACAAUCCGCUGCUUUCGUCGCCGGCUGAGGACGGCAUGUAUGUGCCACACAUGGGCUCGUCGUCGUUUGAAGACGCGGCCUCGUCGUCCCUGCGCCGCCCAUGGGAUCAGUUUGUGCACAAAUACCCUCGUCUCUACUUUACGCUUAGCCUGAUGUACACGGGCAUUUCACGUGCCAUUGUGCCGCUGGCCUUUGUCGUUGUGUACGUCGCGAUCGCUAUCUACACCGGUUCGUGCCGUCGUCCAUACAAGAACGUGUGUUUGGCGCACGGCAUUAAGGGUGGCAUCUUCUUCUGGUACGGCGUGCUUUCUUUCGCUCGCUACCUGGGUGCGUUUGGUGAGUAUGGCUGGGCCUGGAACAAGCGCCCGACCGUGGCCAACACACGCCACAGCCAUGCUCCGUACUGGCGUCGUACGAUGCCCAGUGGUGAGUUUAUUGAGUGCUCGGCGAUCUUUUUGUACGGUAUUACCAACACCUGGAUGGAGCGUAUGGGUGCCAAGGCUGGUGACCCAUACACGAUCAAGCAGAUUCAACACAUUUCCAUCGCUGUGAUGUUCUGGUUUGUGGGUCUGGUCGGUAUGGCGCUUGAGUCGACCACUGUGCGUCAUUUGCUGGCCUACGCUGUGACGCUCGGCCAUCCCUCAGCGGUCCUGCCGCGCGGUGACCAGGACCGCGUAUCGGCUCAGGUGGCGCCACCGUCGUACGUGAGCAGCUUUAACCCCUUCCCGGCCCUGGUGAUUGGCGUGACGGGUGUGGCCAUGGCUGCGCACCACCAGGACUAUGUCUACGAGGUGGAGAUCCAUAUUCUUUGGGGACAGAUGUUGGCCGCGUUCGGUUUCCUGCGCUGCCUUACCUACUUCUUCUUGUGGGUCCGCCCACCGACGAGUGUACUGCCGAGCCGUCCGCCCACUGAGGCAAUUGGCUCCUUUGCUCUCUGCUGCGGUGGUCUGCUGUUCAUGCUCUCCAACGAAGAAGUGUCGUUUGCCGCAAUGCGUGCUGACUAUGCCGACGGUAUGGCCGUUCUCAAUUUGGCUGUAUCGAUUGUGGGCCUGGUCUUUGCCUGGACGUUCUUCGUCAUGCUUGUCAAGGCGUUGUCUGUGAAACGCAAGGCGGAAUACGCCAUGGACCGACCAGAGGCUAUGCCUUCGGCGUCGGCGCCGAACUCGGCAUGGCCCAAGCCGGGCGACAGUGAUGUGAAAGAGUCGUCGUCUUCGUCCCAAUUUGUUGUGGGUGAAUCGUACGAAUUGGAGUCGGCUCUCUAA
Malassezia pachydermatis is the source of this 2391-nucleotide messenger RNA. RefSeq lists its product as hypothetical. The coding region runs from base 1 to 2391 and encodes 796 amino acids. The record is from RefSeq and is a predicted model, not a curated record. The transcript has a single exon. NCBI's taxonomy places the organism in Eukaryota, Fungi, Basidiomycota, Malasseziomycetes, Malasseziales, Malasseziaceae.